AUGAGUGGAUGUACAGAGAUGGAAAAGUUGAUGGUUGAUUCAGGGCUUAGUAUUCAGGAUUUCGUUUUUCUAAUUUUGAUUCUCGUAGUUGAAUUGCAUUUUUAUACUCGCAACUUGCUUUUACAAUCACACAAUCGCAAUGCAGCACUGCAACUUGAAACUUUAUAUCAAUACGGUUGUUAA
Molecule: messenger RNA, 183 nt
Organism: Clunio marinus
Lineage: Eukaryota; Metazoa; Arthropoda; Insecta; Diptera; Chironomidae
Source: the annotation of a GenBank genome assembly